AUGGAAAAGAGAAUAUCCGAGAUGAAAAAACUUUCGGGCACAGAAGCAAGAAAGGUUGUCGAGAGAAUCUUGAUCUCUUUCGUUGAUGAAGACGGUCGACUUAGCGAUGUGACUCGCAUUAUCGGGAAGAAGAACGCUGGGGACGAAGAAAGACUCGUCCUCUGUCUGGCACAGCGAGCUUUAGCGGAGGAAUACACACAGUGGGAACUAAAAGUACGUGGGCUGAAGAAAACGAGGGUGCAGGAGCUGGCUGAACGGCUCUCAAAUGCGAAUCCUCAGAGUGGGCACGUUGCGCAAUAUGUGAGGGAGUGCCGCAGGUUUAAAAGCGAAGACGAUGCGGUCAGGUCAAUCCGUUAUGGCAUCAAACAACACCUUCAGGAGAAACUGUUGUCAGAUAAACUUUCCGAUGGCACAGCGUGCGGAGGUAUAGAAUUGGGGAUCGCCUUUGCUUACCCUGACUUUUUCAGCAUGACAUUUGAUCAACAAGAGGAGUUUGCGGAGCUUCUUGCGAGUGAAGGUUCGGCAGCUCACAUCCUCAACUUCUUGCUGGAACAAUCUCGUUGGAUCAGCGAAUGCCAGGCCGUAUAUAACGGUAAGAUGGAGCUCAGUGUCUUCUGUAGACAUGUGUCUGACGUCGAAAAGAUCAUAAAAGCGGUCGCACGGCUCUGUUGCCGUCUGACAUGA
This is a messenger RNA of Aspergillus melleus, 684 nucleotides long. RefSeq lists its product as uncharacterized. The record is from RefSeq and is a predicted model, not a curated record. NCBI's taxonomy places the organism in Eukaryota, Fungi, Ascomycota, Eurotiomycetes, Eurotiales, Aspergillaceae. The transcript has a single exon. Bases 1 to 684 code for a protein of 227 amino acids.